GUGACGUAUACUGGUGCCGGUAUGUCUGGCAGCGCUGUGAAAAAAACAACGUUGUAGAUGGUUGGCUUUAUUCCAAGGUGGGCAUUUGUUGAAUUAUAAUAUAAAUCAUAACAUAGCCACAUAACCUCCAUCAAAAAUUGUUACUUUACACCAAAAAGAAAAGCAAAUUUAAUUUGCGAGUAUGGGUUUCCUCACAGUAUUAAAGAAGAUGAAACAGAAAGAAAAGGAGAUGAGAAUUCUUAUGUUAGGUUUAGAUAAUGCUGGAAAGACAACAAUACUCAAACGAUUCAAUGGGGAACCAAUAAACACAAUUUCCCCAACACUUGGUUUCAACAUAAAAACUCUAGAGCACAGGGGUUAUAAACUAAACAUGUGGGAUGUUGGUGGACAGAAAUCCCUGAGAUCAUACUGGAGAAAUUACUUUGAAUGCACAGAUGGCUUGAUUUGGGUAGUUGAUAGUGCUGAUAAGAGAAGGCUAGAGGAUUGUAAGAAGGAACUAUUUGUUCUAUUGCAAGAAGAGAGGCUAUCAGGAGCUACUCUGCUAAUAUUUGCAAAUAAGCAAGAUUUACCAGGAGCUUGUAGUAAAGAAGAACUUAGAGAUGUAAGAGUUAUUUAUUAAUCUAUUAGACUCAUGUAUCAUGUGUAAUAUUCUUGAAGAUGAAUCACUGUUGUUUUGUAUUAAUUCCUUUUUUAUAUAUAGGUUUGCACAAGUUCCAACCUCUGACAAUUAAACAGAAAUUUAGAUAAAUAGAAUAGGAAAUAUGGAAUAAAGAAACAUAACUUAAUUUUUCAGAUACUAGAUUUGGAUUCAAUAAAAACACAUCAUUGGAAAAUAAUAUCGUGUAGUGCUGUGACAGGUGAAAAUCUCUUAGAAGGUAUGGACUGGAUUAUUGAUGACAUUGCUGCAAGAAUAUUCACACUUGAUUAAUUUAUAAUUUUCUACAUUUAUUAAAUAAUACACUAUGCUUUAUUUUAUACGUUUUUAUAACUAUGAACACAAAAAUGCUACGGUGUUUCACAAUUAUAUUUAAUAAAGCACAAUCUAAGUUAAA
Messenger RNA from Acanthoscelides obtectus, 1052 nucleotides. The record is from the annotation of a GenBank genome assembly. Lineage: Eukaryota; Metazoa; Arthropoda; Insecta; Coleoptera; Chrysomelidae.